UUUGCAGUGUGAGUCACUCUGUGUACUUAUACAUCUGCAGAGGACAAAGUUCCCUUCUCCGACUCUGCUAAUAUUUAACGGGACUGUAUUUGGGCGACAUGGCAGAGCACCAUGAGGAAGAAGCAGCACUGUUGACAUGAAGCCACUGUGUGCGACGCUAGCUGCUCAUCCAGACACACAUUGGACUGAGAUUCACUAACUUUUCAUUUCAGGGCCCUCCAUGCGUGGCAUGAUGGUGCUUCCUCUGUGGGUGCUGCUACUUUCCUGCGGGAUUCAAGCAGCUGGAGCUCAGAUGAAGCUGUACCCAGACACACUGACUGUCCUGCGAGGGGAGGAGGCUCGGUUUACCUGCAGCGCCUCCAACACCAAGUGGACCGUGAUGGUGUGGCUGCUGAACGGAACAUCGGCGGUCACCAUCUCAAAGUUGUACGGUAUCCUGCCGUCCCCCAUCACUAAUGUGACAGCUGAGAAAGUCCCCGGCUCCCAGGGAGACAGCUGGGUGUUUGUCCUGAACAGCACAGAGAGGUACAACCAGGGACAAGUGACCUGUGACCUUCAGGGCAUCGACAGGAAAUCAGCAAACCUGUUCGUACAAGAAAAGGGCAUCGUCCAAGUCUCGGGGGACGACAAGUUGGCUUUCAAGGGGAAGUCAGUGAUAUUUGAAUGCCGAGCAGCAGGAUGGUAUCCUGUACCCAGUCUGUACUGGCUGGUGAAUGACAAGAAGGUGAGCCAGGGUGAAUACAACAUCAGCAGUGAAGAGUCGGGGAAGGGCCUCUUCACUGUGAGCAGCAACCUCAGUGUGAUGGCGGCAAAGAGCUCUGUAGUGGAUUGUCUGGUCUUCGUGUCUGCCCUCACCACGCCACUGAAGAGCGGCGUCCGUCUGACAGUGGUUGCAGAGGUGGUGCAGGAAGAUGAAGACUGCACGCUCCUGCUGGCAGCGACUGCCUCCCUCUCUGCUCUUCUGCUGCUCCUCCUGCUCGGCAUCUGCAUUGUCCUCUGCUACAGACAGAGGAGACAAGCAAAUCCAAGCGCAAAGGAUCCUGCAUGGUUCAUCCAAUCGGUGGUUGGGAGAGAACUGGUUGCUGAGGCGACCAAGGGGAAGGAUAACCUGGGAUACUCUAAUGAGGGUCCCACAGAUCACGAAUUACGUCAACCCAGUGGGCCAGACGCAGAUUACAAUGAGCUAAUCAUGGAAAUUCGUAGAAAGAUGGACUUUGCCAGUUUUCACAAGGUCCCUGAUGUCGUGCACUCCAGCAACCCGUCUCUGCACAGUGAGAACCAAGGCCAGGCGAGUACGUCUGAGGAAAACCCUGUGAACGUCAGGAGGAUUACCACAGUUUGAAUGUAGUUUAUUAUGAUGUAAUAAAUAUGGUGUCGAUGAAAACAGCAUUUUUUGAUUAAGAUGUAUUAUAUUCACAACUGGACAACUCACCAGUGUUUUUAUGGUUAUACUUUUUGUAAAGCUAGAGGCUAAUGUUAAAAUAACUUUAUGAAUUCAGCAUACAGAUUUAAUGCAGCUAAAUCUUUGGUAUUUUCCAGUGAAUUCUCAAAAAUGUAAAUUGUUUGUGACUGCAUAACAUAGUAUUUUCAAUAAAUGUUUUUUGUUUGUCUA
Molecule: messenger RNA, 1612 nt
Organism: Pleuronectes platessa (European plaice)
Lineage: Eukaryota; Metazoa; Chordata; Actinopteri; Pleuronectiformes; Pleuronectidae
Gene: igsf5b
Product: immunoglobulin superfamily, member 5b
Exons: 11
Coding region: 221-1342 (373 amino acids)
Biological process (GO): cell-cell adhesion
Source: RefSeq, a predicted model, not a curated record